Messenger RNA from Trypanosoma cruzi, 171 nucleotides. Its product is annotated as trans-sialidase, putative. Lineage: Eukaryota; Euglenozoa; Kinetoplastea; Trypanosomatida; Trypanosomatidae. The annotation marks the transcript as partial. The transcript has a single exon. The record is from RefSeq and is a predicted model, not a curated record.
CAGAAGGAGGGGAUCCACGCACAGAACGGGGACGUAAAGGCUGCGGCCCUCAGCAGCAGCUUCGGAAAUGUGUCGCAGGGGAAUAACACCGAUGCCUGCACCAUGCAUGAGAACGGACUGCUGCCAUCGCUGCUUCUUCUGUUGGGACUGUGGGGGUUUGCGGCUCUGUGA